Molecule: messenger RNA, 7541 nt
Organism: Pseudonaja textilis
Lineage: Eukaryota; Metazoa; Chordata; Lepidosauria; Squamata; Elapidae
Source: RefSeq, a predicted model, not a curated record
UGCGCGCCGCCCUGAUCCCUCCUUCGUCCGCGGCGGCGGCGGCGGCGGCCGGCCCGUUGCCAUGGUAGACCCGGUGGGCUUCGCCGAGGCGUGGCGCGCCCAGUUCAACGACGCGGAGCCGCCCGCGAUGGCGCUGCGCUCGGUGGGCGACAUCGAGGCGGAGCUGGAGCGCUGCAAGGCGUCGAUCCGCCGCCUGGAGCUGGAGGUGAACAAGGAGCGCUUCCGCAUGAUCUACCUGCAGACGCUGCUGGCCAAGGAGCGCAAGAGCUACGACCGGCAGCGGUGGGGCUUCCAGCGCGGCCCCGAGGCCGACGACGACAGGCCCGCCCGCCCGCGCCCCCCCGCCCUGCGCAAGCUCUCCGCGCACAGCGACGGCAGCUCGGAGGCGGACGCCGCGCAGCCCGGCGAGGAGGAGCGCGCCAAGCCCGCCGCAGCCGCGGACGAGAAGCCCCGGGAGGAGGGCGCCGCGGCGGGCUCGCCGGGCAGGGCGCGGCCGGCCCCCAGCGGCAGUCGCCGCCGCCUCCCCGCCGCCGCUGCCUCCGCCACCUCGGGGGAGCGGGACGGGGCCGCCUUGGAGGCGGGCGGCAGGGAGCGCGGGCAGGGCGGCGGGGGCGGCGGCGCGGGGCUGCUGCGCUCCGGCCAGGAGCGCGGGAGGAAGGCGCCCUCGUCGCCCUCGCGGCCGCCGGACGGCCGGGAGGCGGCCGAGAAGCCCUUCUACGUGAACCUGGAGUACCACCGCGAGCGCGGCCUGGUGCGCGUCAACGACCGCGACGUCUCGGAGCGCAUCAGCGCGCUGGGCAGCCAGGCCAUGCAGCUGGAGGCGCGCAAGAAGCUGCCGGGGCCGCCGCGGGGCCGCUCGGCCGACGCCGCCUACGACGACGGGGCCGAGUACGAGGACGCGGAGCUGAACGCGCGCUUCCUGAAGGACAACCUGCUGCUGGACGGCGCCGGCCGGCCCGUCUGGACGGCCGCCUCCCCCGCCGCCGCCUUCCAGCCCUACCAGAGCGUCUUCGUGGGCGGCUCGGCGGGGGCGUCGGAGCCGCCGCUCACCUGGCCGCGCCGCUCCUACUCGCCGCGCAGCUUCGAGGACCUGGGCGGGGGCGGCGGCGGCGGCGGCGGCUACACGCCGGACUGCAGCUCGAACGAGAACCUGACGUCCAGCGAGGAGGACUUCUCCUCCGGCCAGUCGAGCCACGUGUCGCCCAGCCCCACCGCCUGCCGCCUCUCGCGCGAGAAGAGCCGCUCGCCCUCGCAGCACUCGCAGCAGUCCUUCGACAGCAGCGGCAGCCCCCCGACCCCGCAGGCCCCCAAGCGGCACCGGCACCACCCGCAGGCCGCCGGCCCCGAGCCCGCCCUCGGGGCGCCCCGGAAGAGCGCGCCGCCCUGGCCUUGCGACGGAGACCCGCCCGCCGGGAGGGGCGCCACCGAGGGCUGUUUCCAUGGCGACGCAGAUCUUUCCUUUGGUGGCCUCCCACCAGGCUACGCCUACGAUGUGGAGAGAACGGAAGAGCAGAGGCACCACCAUGACAUGAUGCCCUUCAUCGAUGACUCCCCCUCCUCUUCACCCCAUCUCAGCUCCAAGAGCCGAGGCAGUCGAGAUGGCUUCUCGUCGGGGUCCCUGGAGUCUUCAAAAUCAAGCGAGCCAGACCUGGAAAAGGGUCUGGAGAUGAGGAAGUGGGUCCUAUCGGGCAUCCUGGCCAGUGAGGAAACCUACUUGGGUCACCUUGAGGCUCUCCUGCUGCCCAUGAAGCCUCUGAAAGCGGCGGCCACCACCUCCCAGCCGGUCCUGUCCAGCCAGCAGAUCGAGACCAUCUUCUUCAAAGUGCCUGAGCUCUACGAGAUCCACAAGGACUUCUACGACGGGCUCUCCCCUCGCGUUCACCAGUGGAGCCACCAGCAGCGGGUGGGCGACCUCUUCCAGAAACUGGCCAGCCAGCUGGGAGUGUACCGGGCCUUUGUGGAUAAUUACGAGGUUGCCAUAGAGACGGCCGAGAAGUGUUGCCAGGCCAACGCGCAGUUUGCAGAGAUCUCGGAGAACCUCCGAGCUAGAAGCUCCAAGGAUGCAAGAGACCAGACAACAAAAAACUCCUUGGAAACUCUCCUCUACAAGCCGGUGGAUCGAGUCACACGCAGCACGCUUGUGCUCCACGAUCUGCUGAAGCACACCCCAUCCAGCCACCCCGACUACCUGCUCCUGCAGGACGCCCUGCGCAUCUCCCAGAACUUCCUCUCCAGCAUCAACGAGGAGAUCACGCCCAGGAGGCAAUCCAUGACUGUCCAGAAGGGGGAGCACCGUCAACUCCUGAAGGACAGUUUCAUGGUGGAGCUGGUGGAGGGAUCUCGGAAGCUGCGUCACGUCUUUCUCUUCACGGAUUUGUUCCUCUGCGCCAAGCUUAAGAAGCAGAUUGGAGGGAAGAGCCAGCAGUAUGACUGUAAGUGGUACAUCCCGCUCUCGGAUCUCAGCUUCCAGAUGGUGGAUGACUCGGAGACGAUGCCAAAUGUCUCUCUUGUGCCAGACGAGGAGCUGGAUGCCAUGAAGAUCAAGAUCUCCCAACUCAAGAGCGACAUCCAACGUGAAAAGAAAGCGAACAAGGGAAGCAAGAACUUGGAGCGGUUGAAGAAGAAGCUGUCCGAGCAGGAAUCCUUGCUUCUCCUGAUGUCUCCUAACAUGGCCUUCCGAGUGCACAAUCGCCAUGGCAAAAGCUACACCUUCCUCAUCUCCUCGGACUACGAACGGGCCGAGUGGCGAGAGAUCGUCCGAGAGCAGCAGAAGAAAUGCUUCAAAAGCUUUUCGCUGACAUCGGUGGAACUCCAGAUGCUGACAAAUUCUUGUGUGAAGCUUCAGACGGUGCAUCACAUUCCCCUCACCAUUAACAAAGAAGAUGACGAACCCUCCGGCCUCUACGGCUUCCUGAACGUGAUUGUCCAUUCUGCCACUGGCUUCAAGCAGAGCUCCAGUGAGUGUAGAUGCCCGGCAGGCUUGUACUGCACCCUCGAAGUGGAUUCCUUCGGGUACUUUGUGAACAAGGCCAAAACCAGAGUUUACAGAGACACCGCAGAGCCCAACUGGAAUGAGGAGUUUGAGAUAGAACUGGAGGGCUCCCAGACGCUGCGGAUCCUCUGCUACGAGAAAUGCUACCACAAGAGCAAGCUCACCAAAGAAGACGGCGAGACCACGGACCGCAUUAUGGGCAAAGGCCAAAUCCAGCUGGACCCCCAAACCUUGCAAGACAAGGACUGGCAACGCACGGUCAUCUUCAUGAAUGGGGUCGAAGUGAAGCUCUCCGUGAAGUUCACAAGCAGAGAGUUCAGUCUAAAGAGGAUGCCAUCUCGAAAACAAACGGGAGUAUUUGGAGUAAAGAUUGGAGUUGUCACCAAGAGAGAGCGAUCCAAGGUGCCUUAUAUUGUGCGCCAGUGUGUGGAGGAGAUUGAACGUCGGGGCAUGGAAGAGGUGGGCAUUUACCGGGUCUCUGGAGUUGCCACAGAUAUCCAGGCUUUGAAAGCUGCUUUUGAUAUUAAUAACAAAGACGUCUCCAUCAUGAUGAGCGAGAUGGACGUGAACGCGAUUGCGGGAACACUCAAACUCUACUUUAGGGAGCUGCCAGAGCCUCUCUUCACAGAUGAACUCUAUCCUAACUUUGCUGAAGGCAUUGUGCUCUCUGACCCAGUUGCAAAAGAAAGCUGUAUGCUGAACUUGCUGCUCUCGCUUCCGGAGCCCAACCUGGUCACCUUCCUCUUCCUCCUGGAUCAUUUGAAAAGAGUUGCUGAAAAGGAAAACAUCAACAAAAUGUCACUCCACAACCUGGCCACCGUUUUUGGACCAACAUUACUCAGACCGUCAGAAAAAGACAGCAAAAUUCCUGCAAAUCCAAUGCAUCCGAUGGCCAUGACUGACAGCUGGUCACUCGAAGUCAUGUCCCAGGUUCAGGUUCUCCUUUAUUUCCUGCAACUGGAGACAAUCCCCACCCCAGACAGCAAGAGGCAGAGCAUCCUUUUCUCCACUGAGGUGUAGAAGCCAAAGGCUCCGUCCCUCCCUCCCUCCCUCCCUCCCUCCGACCUUCCGACCUUCCACCCUUCCCGUAUCCUUCAGGAGGAGAGAGAGCCCUCCAUCCUCCCUCCCUCUGUGGACCAAGAAGUCAGAGGAGGAAGACAGACGGUUGUCUUCAGGGGAAGAUGAUUCCUUUCACCCGAUCAGGAAAAGAACCGGGAAGAGCAAACAGUCUGAGGAAGGAAAGUACCCGAAGGUAUUCCCGGGAGGAUCUUUGCAGUGGAAUUCAUGUUGCGUUGGGGAGAGUUUUUCCUUCUCGGGGGGCUUUUGAAGAGCUGAAGGAUUCUCCUUCGAUGGCCACCGUUGUGGAGUCUAAGGGAGUGCCACAAGGAUGUUCAUCCCAUCAUGGCCGCUACUUGCAAAUUUAGACCUUGAUUUAAAUGUUUCUUUUUAAUAAGUAAAUAAAUUAGGAGCUUCAUGCACAAUCAGGAUUUUUUUUGAAGAAGAAGAAGAAAUCUUUUCCUUGCCUUUUAUCUUUUGACUCUCUUUGGGCGGAAGGUUUCACCGAAGAGUCAUCCUCUAAUCACUCAGAAGAGAAUAAAGACCAGGGACUAGAGGAAGAGGCGGUGAUGGUCAGCUCUGAAGGCCUUCUCCUUUUCCCGUGGGCCACAAAAGGAUGGGAGGUGUGUGGAGAAGCUGCUGAGGUCUUCGGGCAUCGUAAAGAAGAUAAUCUGCAAAACCUCCCCUUUCCCCAAUGAAGGCCUCGUGCCCAGUUUUAACCCGACUGCAGCAGCAGCAGCGUAAGGACUUCAGCCGAUUGGUGGGUUUCUCAGCGGUUGGGCCAAAGCCGGCCUCUCCCCUCCCAGCCGCUAAACAGUCCUCAGAUCCGCUGGCGGGAAUUGGGGGGGCAGGAUUGGGCCUCUCUGCUCUUUCUUGGUUGGGACUUUGGAAAGACUUUUGCUUAAAUGGAAAAUAUUUUUUUCACUGCCACCCUGUUUUUGCUGGGAAAGAGAGAUGUUUUGAUAAGAUGUUUUAAUAACUUGUACAAUGAUGAUUGAGGGAGCAUUUUAUAUUUUUCAGAAAUUCCAACCGUUUGUUUUAAGAUUGAACAGGCAUCAUUCAUGAAUUGUAAUGCUGGGGGGUGGGGAAUCAACACUGGCAGAAGCAGCCCAGAAUCCUCACACAGGAAGGGGUCUCUCUUGGGAGUUUCACAUGGACAGAAACCACAUCCUUAUCAGUCCCAUGCAGUCAUAAGCAUAAGUUUCGUCUUGUUAAUUCAAAGCUACUUUUACCGAGAUGUUCAGGAGUGGCCAAUGGGUGAGAGACCAGGAAGCUAAACUGACAUUCUGGUUUUGCUCAGAGAGGUUAUGAAGAGGGAAUAUGAGGCGUGUCCCCGCACAAUUUCCCAUACUUUGGGCAAGUAACGGAAUUCUGCUUGUAAAAGGGGACUAAAGUCACUACUGAAGCCUAAGGCUCUGCUCUGAUCUUUGGAGUUGUACUAUUCAGCCCUUUUAACACUGGGAAAGAACCCAUCCCGGGGGUGGCUGGAUUGUGGUGUCUGACUAUCUCAGCAUCUCUCAUACCAGGGAAUAUUUAAAUAGGAAUCCCGUAUUGCUUUUUCCUCCCAGAAGUCUAAGAAGUUAGAACUCUGUUCUGCUGUCCUAGUUUGGAUGGCGAUGUACCUCAGUUGAUGAAGAUGAGAUACGAAACCCUUUUGCUGAUGUGCCCAUAUAUUUGUUCCUCCUUUUGUUAAAACUGGAUUUCCCCCCCGCAACUUUCUAUCCUGGAAAGGGGCUUUCAGACAAACGGAUAAGAGGAUCAAGCUUUCCAUGGCAGUGAACCUGCCUUUGUGUCGGUUGAAGGAGAAGGUUCAUCCACGGAAGGUCCCUUCUGAAGUGCACCUCAGUGAAUUAAGGGUCCUGAAUAGGGGAAUCAUGUAAGAUUUUUAAAAAAUCAAAGCUGAAUGUGAUCGUAUUUUUUAUUGUUAUUUGAGGCAACAAAUAUUCAAUAACCCUAUAAAUGAAAGUCUAGACCAGGGGUGUCAAACUCGUGGCACUAUGUUGUCGUUCUGUGACCUAUUGCAACUUUUCCCCUUUCGCUAAAACGGGGGUGGGCGUGGCCAGUGCAUGACGCAUCCAGCCCACAGGCCGCAAAUUUGACACCCCUGGUCUAGACAGAAGCUUUCUCAUUCCAUCAGCCAGUCCUAUGUUUAUUCUUCUAAGGUAACUGUUGUAGGUUACUCCAUUAUGAAGAGACCGGAGGAAAGGCAGCCAGGUUGUGACGACAGAAAGUAUUUAGAUAGCAGGUUUGUUCAUCAGAACUGAACGACUCCCGGUUAUCAUCUUGGAGAGAAAAGGAGGAUGGCUUGUUAUCGUGUUGAAAUGAUUCGUGUUGGCCCAGGAGUCUCCUUCUUGGGCCUUGCUCAAGGUGAGGCAUCAAGAGAUUCACCCACAGAAUAAGGAGGGGUCCUCCCCAAAUGCCCUAGCAUGCCAGCGAAGUAUUUGGACUACAGUGGAAGGAACUUAGACCUUUCCCUCUUUUCCGAGUCCUCAGACAAGUAUUGUAGGCUCUCCAAGUCGUCCUUAUAGGUCCAGUAGCCUCGUAUGAACAGCUGGCCCAACGGGAUGGUAGAGAUUGGGAGUGUUAAUAAAGCUAAUUUGAGUCACUAAAAGUCAUUACAGGUUUAAGGAAAGCCACAGUGUUGUUUUGUGAACUUGAGGCAUGUCUUGAAAAUUAAAGUUUAAAGGGCUUUUAUUUAUUUAUUUUAUUGAUUCCUUUAAGCAGCACGAUUGCUGAAUGGCUGCAGUUUCCUCCUUGAAUUGUUAUUCCAUAAUAUCCAGAGCUGCAGGAAUUGGCAAAGCCAUCCCACCGAGGGAAAUGGGCCAAUCUGUUCUGCUUGACUGCUCUUCCUGGCAUUUUUGAUUUAUGUAUAGUUAUUCUGUCCGUAUUGAGUUAAUGAACCUAGAUAAAAGAAAAGACAGUGUGUGUUUUGGAGAUCUGCAAAAGGACUGCUUUGAUAUCCAGGCAAAUUUUACAUGCAGGCAUGUAGGUAUGGAAGAGGUUGUAUAAUUUAAGCAUUCAUUUCAGUUUUAAUUAUAAACCUAUGCUUUUCUGAAAAGUCAUACUUGUGUGCUUCAGAAACGAAUGCCUCAAAUGGAACUGAGCCCCGGGGCUCAAUUUCUGUCCAAGAAGUAGCAACAUCAAAUCCCUCAAGUUCUUCCAAUCCCUUCUAUUUUUCUAGGUCCUUAGUUUUGUGAAGUGGCUCCAAGAAUUAUUUUCCUUGACUCUGCUUUACUUUAAAACAGCCAGUGGCUGUAUUUGUACAAAACACUGAAUUGCAAAGUAGCCGACUGUGUUUUAAUCUUACAUGAAUGAACCACACACAACCUCUGGCUGUUGCUGAAUGACUUCCUGUUGGAGAUCCAGACCCCAACAUCUGGAAGAUCUUGCAGGGGAUGCAAUUUUGUGCCAAUCCAGCCCAUGGGAUUAGUUUGUGGUUCAGUGUGUUAUGUAAACCUAGGAAACUGGUUUGAAUAAACCGUGAUUAAAUUAA